Molecule: messenger RNA, 1461 nt
Organism: Octodon degus (degu)
Lineage: Eukaryota; Metazoa; Chordata; Mammalia; Rodentia; Octodontidae
Gene: Kcnk7
Product: potassium two pore domain channel subfamily K member 7
Exons: 3
Coding region: 495-1442 (315 amino acids)
Biological process (GO): stabilization of membrane potential; potassium ion transmembrane transport
Cellular component (GO): membrane
Molecular function (GO): potassium ion leak channel activity
Source: RefSeq, a predicted model, not a curated record
UCCCCACACCCUGGGCAUUUGCCCAACACAACUGGCUGCUUCGGUGCCCCAUCUGGUAGCCCUCUCCGGUAUGCCCCAUUAACUGGGCAUUUCCUGCUUGGAACCGAUAAGAUGUAGAUGUGUCUCCUUGCUCACAGCUUUCUUGGGUGAGCACCAGGAGAGAAGUGACCUGCGUGAGUGAUUAGAGUGUGCAGUGGACAGACCAUGAAUGUGAAAAUGUAAGGCUUGCUCUGGGCCUGGCUGCUCACUCUGCCCUCUUCCUCACCACAGCACCUUCCCCACCACCUACCCAGCUACUGUGGAACAGUUCCCAAGACCUUGCCCCUGGAAACUGGGAGGACCACAGCUCAUCUCUGCCCUUCGUGGUCACCCCAGGAUUGUGGGAACCACCCACACAGCACCUCCUUCCAGCCCCACCCUGGAGGCUCCUCCCAAGUGCCAGUGGGGAAACAGGUGCUCCCACAGCACCCUAAACUCAGCACUGCCACUGCACAAUGUGGGCUCUGAGGCCCUGGACCCGAUACACGCUCUUGGUCAUAGCCCACAUGUUGGCCAUGGGGCUAGGGGCUGCAGUGCUCCAAGCUCUGGAAAGUCCUCCUGCACUCCAGUUCCAGAUGAAGCUCAAGGCUGAAUUGGCUGCAUUCCAGGCAGAGUUUGGGGCCUGCCUGCCACACGGAGCUCUGGAGGAGCUGCUGGGCAUGGCUCUGAGGGCACAGGGUCAUGGAGUCUCCACCCUGGGCAACCACUCAGAGGCCAGCAACUGGGACCUGCCCUCAGCCCUGCUUUUCACUGUCAGCAUCCUCACCACCACAGGCUAUGGCCACAUGGCCCCACUCUCCGCAGGUGGAAAGGCCUUCUGUGUCGUCUAUGCAGUCCUAGGGCUGCCAGCUUCCUUAGCACUUGUGGCUGCCCUGCGCCACUGCCUGCUGCCUGUGCUCAGCCGCCCGGGUGCCUGGAUAGCCAGUCGCUGGCAGUUGGCACCAUCUCAGGCUGCAUUGUUGCAGGCCACAGGGCUAGGCCUUCUGGUGGCUGGCACCUUCGUGCUGCUGCCAGCACUGGUGCUGUGGGGUCUACAGCGUGACCACAGCCUGCUGGAAGCCAUCUACUUCUGCUUCGGCUCACUCAGCACCAUUGGCCUGGGAGACUUGCUGCCUGGCAGUGGCCAAAACCUGCAUCCAGUGAUUUACCAGCUUGGCCAGUUUGCACUUCUUGGUUACUUGCUCCUAGGGCUCCUGGCCAUGCUGCUGGCAGUAGAGACCUUCACAAAGCUACCACAGGUCUGUGCCAUGGUGAAGUUCUUUGGGGCCAGUACCCCUGUGACUGCUGAGGACCAAGAUGGCAUUGUGAGCCAGGAUGAGUUGGCUCUGAACAACUUGCCUCCUGCCACCCCUGCCUCCAAACAAGCCCUGGCUUGCAGACAAGCAUCAGAUGACUGCAAGUAGCUCCUCUGAGGUGUCAGAU